AUGGCCGAUAGUCGUGGGUGGACAACGGAUGAGGAAGACUUGUUGAUCACAAUUCUUCAAGGCAUUGUCAUCAACGGGGGAAAAGGUGAGAAUGGAAGCUUUAGGUCGGGUAUAUAUGAGGCCAUUGUUUCAAAGAUGAGGGAAAAAAUUCCCAGUAUUAGCCUCACGUCGAAACAUGUACAAAACAAGAUUAAACGGCUAAAAGAUAAGUAUUCUGCCGCUUAUGAUAUGUUGAAUACAAAUGGAUUUGGAUGGAAUGACGCAAAUCAAUGCGUGACUGUAGAAGCUCCCGAGAUUUUGGAGGAGUAUCUAAAGAAACAUCCCAACAAAAAUUACACGGCGAAUAAGCCAUUCCCGGAUUACGAGCGAUUGAAGUUGGUGUUCGGGAAAGAUCGAGCAACGGGAAAUAUGGUUGAAUCAGCUACAGACGCACUAGAGAAUAUGAAUAUAGAAGACAACGAAGAUUUAGCAACUGAAUUUGGUGUUUCUCUCUUUCCAAGUCUUUCAGAUACAACUUCUCCUUCCUUCAUUCCUCCAAGUGAAAGAAAAGAAACAAGUAAAAAGAGAAAAAGGACAACCGAGUUAUCAAAGAUGGUGGAAGCAACCAAGAUUUCGAUUGAUGAAGCAAACCACCCAAAUGAAAAGGUUGGUUUCGGUCAUUUCGGAUUCUACACCCGAAAUGGGUGGCUUGAGAGAAGAGUUGAGACGACUUGGGAUUAG
Messenger RNA from Cynara cardunculus var. scolymus (artichoke), 720 nucleotides. RefSeq lists its product as uncharacterized. Bases 1 to 720 code for a protein of 239 amino acids. The transcript has 2 exons. NCBI's taxonomy places the organism in Eukaryota, Viridiplantae, Streptophyta, Magnoliopsida, Asterales, Asteraceae. The record is from RefSeq and is a predicted model, not a curated record.